Messenger RNA from Salpingoeca rosetta, 2628 nucleotides. RefSeq lists its product as uncharacterized. Gene Ontology annotation, molecular function: microtubule binding. The record is from RefSeq and is a predicted model, not a curated record. Lineage: Eukaryota; Choanoflagellata; Craspedida; Salpingoecidae. The coding region runs from base 1 to 2628 and encodes 875 amino acids. The transcript is spliced from 3 exons.
AUGCCACGCCGGAAACGCGCUGGAGAAGCGGGGGCGGCGGUUGGGGUUGGGAGUGGCCGUCAAGACAAUGGAGAGCAUGAUGAUGAUGGUGAGAAUGCGGCCCGCGUUGUAGGCGAGGCGAAGACGUGCCACCGCAAUGAUGUGGCGUCCAGCGCAUCCAAUUCAUCCCGCACAGAGACAACAGCCACAACGAGCACAUCGUGGACCUGGGAUGCGCAGACGGAGAGAGUGGACAGGCUGGCAGCAACAGCCGACGCCAUCAUCCAAGAGCUGCUCAACGCAGACACGGUGGGCAGCGUCAGCGUUAAGGGAGUUCAGGAUGAGUAUGAGCACACAAUCUCCUCGCAACGCAAGCAGCUUGACACCUUGUACCAUUGGCUCGCCGAACACGCACCCGACGGCUCAUGGAAGGAGGGCCUCGAUGCAGAGUCGCUCAGUAACAUUGCGGUUGUGGAAGGCCUGCACGGGCGCAUCGCGGAGCUGCGGAGAAAGCUGAGGGCCGCCAACGCCGCCAACAAGGAGCAGCAGGACGACAUUGCGCAUCUGAAGCAGCAGCUGGAAGCAGCAGAGCAGGCCGCCGCCGCCGCCAAGAAGGAGGCCGAGGUGCUCCGGGCAGAGUCGCUCAAGCAGGAAGAGGCGGCAGCAGCAGCGGCAGCAGCGACCAACGGCGACACCAAGCGCCUCGCAGCCGAACUCGCCGCCGUCAGGGACGAGCUGCACCACAGCAAAGAGAUGCGGACGAAAGAGCGCGAGGCAUUUGAACAGCGUCGAAGCGAGCUGGAGGAGGAAAUGAGGGAGAGCAAGGAAACACACCAGGUAGCCGUGGCGGCGCACAAGGAACGCGUUGCCACGCUACAAGCCAUGGUGGACGAGCACCAAGCAGCCGCUGCCGCCACUCAGCGCACGCAUGACAGUGACGUGGCCUCACUCAUCAGCACCAUCGCGCAGCUCAAUCAACGGCUCAAUGCAGCGGCGGAGGAGGCUGAGAAGGACGCAGCGGCGAGCGCGGAGAAGCAGCGCAAGACGCAAGGUGCGCUUGAGGAGACGCAGAAAGCUCUUGAGGACGCGCGGAAGGGCGCUGAUGCUGCAAGGCGGGAGCUUGAGGAGGCGAAGCAGGCGCAUGCCGGGGAGGUGAAGCGGCUUGAGGGCGCUGUUGCUGAGGCAGCGCGGGAGGAGGAAGCGCUGCGGGCGCAGCAGAAGAAGCUGCAGGAGCUGCGGGAGGAAGACAAGCGAGCCAUGGACGAGGCACUUGCGGAGAGCAAGGCGACGCACGGCAAGGUGCAGGGCGAGCUGAAGGACCGCAUUGCGGAGCUCGAGCGACGCCUCGACGCCACCAGCGAUGACAGCAAGCACCGUGAAUCCGAGCUUGCAAGCAAAGCACAGGACCUUGAGCAGCAGCUGGCAGCCCUUCGUGCCGUCAGUGAGACAGACAAGGCCAACCUUACGCGGCUGGAGUCUGAAGCCGCAUCCAGUGCUGAUGAGAUUGCGCGCCUUCAAGCACGUGUUGAUGAGCUGACACGUGCGCUGAGGGCGUGCGAGGAGAGCAAGCAGGACGAAGGCAACGCGCGCGCUGCCGCUGCCCAGGCAGAGAACCGGCGCCUGUCGCAGCAGGUUGCCGAGCUUGAGGCCAAGGCCCUUGCCCUGGAGGCACAGGUGGAGCAGCAACGGCGGGAGUGGGCGGCAGCGGUGGAGGAAGAGGCUGCAGCAGCCGCACAGCUGCGCACAGACCUGCAGGAGGCGAUGGCACGCGCGGCGCGGGCGGAGGAGGAGGUUGCGGCCGCACACCAGGAGUUGGAGGACAUGCGGCCCGCAGCCGAGCAGGUGGCGGCGCUGACGGCGGAGUUGGAGCAGACGCGUGCGCUGCUUGCGGAGGCGAGGGAGGAGAUUGCGCGGCUGCAGAAGGAACUUGACGCGCUGCGGGAGCGGUUGCAGCGGCGGGCGUCGUCGACAUCGUCGUCGUCGUCCAGGGUGGCGCGGUCCCCACGCCCGGAGACGCCAUCGCGGCGGCUGAGCAGCGCGUUUGUCAAGGCGUCGAAGGACGCGGUGCACAGGGCGGUGUCUGACGUGCUGCAGAAGCACGGGCUUGGGGACGAGCACGUGUCGUUCCUUGGCCGGGGCAAGUACCGGUUCCUGUAUGGAAACGACUUCAAGGUGGUGAAUGUGGCGCAGCGCGGCAACAACUUCAUGGUGCGUGUUGGCGGGGGCUGGGUGUCGCUUGACGAGUUUAUUCGGGAGUACGUGGAGAAGCACCGCUACCACUACCAGGACGCCAGCCUCGAAGACACGCCCGCCUUCAAGUUCAGCAAGAAGCACCACGAUGACGUGCAGCACACACGCUCCCACAUCAAGCAGCUGAGGGCGAACACUGCCUCAUCACCACGCGCCUCCCAAACUACAGGCGAUGCUGAUGAUGAUGCUCACCGCUCGCUCCCACCUCCCGCGCCAAACUUUGAUGAUGCUGUUGCUGACACUGAUACGUCAACACCAGGCCCUGUCACCGACACUGAUGGCACUCAUGGUCGUCGAGGCGGCACGAUGAGCCGUGAACUGCAGCACAACAACAAUCGUGGUGGUGACGCUGAUGUGAGCGAUGAGGAGGACAUGCUGCUGUUCAACUACGACAAUUAG